Misgurnus anguillicaudatus (oriental weatherfish) is the source of this 927-nucleotide messenger RNA. It is a transcript of the gene cav4b, whose product is annotated as caveolin 4b. Gene Ontology annotation, molecular function: molecular adaptor activity. Gene Ontology annotation, cellular component: caveola; focal adhesion; sarcolemma. Gene Ontology annotation, biological process: regulation of cytosolic calcium ion concentration; cell differentiation; caveola assembly. The record is from RefSeq and is a predicted model, not a curated record. Lineage: Eukaryota; Metazoa; Chordata; Actinopteri; Cypriniformes; Cobitidae.
ACUCCACAUUCAGCCAGCUAAUUCUUCACAGAGUACAGACACAUUCUCACAUUAGAGUAAGGUACAGAAGACAGGCCAGAGAGCGGGGACACACCUCUGUGCUGCGAUAGUGCCCACUAUACUUUCUGUUGACCAGUUAUAGUUUAGUAUAGGCCACACAGGGUAUCUAAUUCAUUAGUCACAAGUGAACAGAGGCACAUUAAAAACAGAUAGAUCAUAACCUUGUUGCUUAUGAUACAGAAUACUUCGCUUACUGGCACAGGAAUACAACCACAAAACAUUUAUUUUUGGACCAGGACUGUUGCAUAGGGUCAAUAUGAUGUCAGAUGAGUAUUUGGUGGAGUGUAAUAUUGACGACGACGAUGAUGAAGAUGACUAUGAGGUGAGGAAAAUCCAGCCCUCCCCACCACCAGAGUUUGGCUCCACCCCCUCCAUCACUCCCCAGCCCUCGCUCAUUCACACUGACAUCAGAGAUCCAUGCGGUGUCAACAAACAUUUAAAGAUAGACUUCAGUGAUGUUUUGGCAGAGCCUGCCUCCACGCACAGCUAUGACCGCGUGUGGAUUUACAGCAGUAUCGCCUUUGAGGCAAUGAAGCUGUGGGGUUACCGGUGCCUGACGACCCUGUGUGCUGUUCCAAUUUCGUGCCUCUGUGGCUGUCUCUUUGCCCUUUUGGCCUGUAUGCAUAUAUGGUGUGUGAUGCCAUGUAUCCAGGUGUGCCACACAUGCUUGCCCUGUGUGAGGUCACUUUGGAUGAGUGUGGUCAAUAUCUUCAUCGCUCCAUUCUGCACGUCCGUGGCACGGUGCUGUACUGGCAUACAUGUGCUGUUUUCAAAAGAGUGAUGAAGUACAAUAAAGAAAGAAAGAAUAAAGAAAGACGCCUCUAUGAGACAUUCAAAGAUACAGAAUAAAUGUUAUUUUGUAUUUCA